Gaeumannomyces tritici R3-111a-1 is the source of this 3204-nucleotide messenger RNA. RefSeq names its product WD-40 repeat family protein. The transcript is spliced from 2 exons. The record is from RefSeq and is a predicted model, not a curated record. NCBI's taxonomy places the organism in Eukaryota, Fungi, Ascomycota, Sordariomycetes, Magnaporthales, Magnaporthaceae. Gene Ontology annotation, molecular function: protein binding. The coding region runs from base 496 to 3204 and encodes 902 amino acids.
GCCGAGCUCAACGAGGUAAUCUUGCAGCCACCAGCCAAAACCACAGGAUUUGCCGUACAAGAAGACCCAUUGGGCUUCCUCGGCCAUUCACCCAACCCACACCCGCACGCCUCGUCUUUCUGGUUGCUCGUUUCUGGUUGCUCGUUUCUGGUUGUCCGUUUCUGGUUGCCCUGGACAUCCAACUAGCACGAGAAAGCGGCACCAGACGGCAGCUCCAGCAGCUCCAGCAGCUCCAGCUCCCAGCUCCAACCCCAGCUCCAGUUGGGCGGGGAACAACGACCGUCAGGGGAGCGCAACCGCGAAUUGGCCGCUGCAAGAGCACAUCAAGCAAUCAAGAGCGCGAAUAAGAAGCUGCGUCGAUCGCCAAGCCCACACCCAACCACAGGGCCCCUCGCCGCCGUCGUCAAACCACUGGCCCCUCUCCCGCGAUGCAGCGCGCCCAAGCCCGGCUCUUUUGACUCGCCCAAUUGCCUCGCGUCAAACCCCCCCCCGACCAUGGAGCUGCCCCUCCACGACCCCGAGCCCUUCUGGGCCGUCACCCCGGAACCAACCCCAGACCCGUCCGCUCCGAAGAGGCGCCCGCCCCGGAAGAAGACGGCUGCCCCUGCCCCUGCCCAGCUCGCCCUCCCCACGCCGCCGCUUGACCCCGGGAGUCCCCAAGGGUCGGUCGCCGCCUUCUGCCCAUCGCUCCAGCCCAAGUCCGCCGUGCUGGACCAUGCGCCCUCAGAGCCCGAGUCAGCACAGGCUGGGCCACCGCAGAUCCACGGCCAGGCGUCUGGCGGCUGGACGCAACCUCUUGGCCAAGAGAAUGGCGAGACUGGAUACGGCGACAUCUUCACUUGCACAUACGACUCCGAAAACGACCAUGACGACCACGACAACAACAACAACUAUGAUGACGACGAGGACGACGACGGCCACGGCGGCGACCACCCGGCCUUGGCCGCCGCGGGCUUCCCAGGCCAGGCGGCGCACUUGCAGGAGGUGGACUCUCCUUUUCUCGACUGCUACCUGUCGGAGGAUACCGACGACGAGUCUGGAGGAGCCCAUCUACCCCAAGAGUACCUCGGCAUGUCCUCAAAACACGCGGCCCAAGGGGCCCAGUUAUAUGACUACGACGAUGAGGUCGAUAUAAGUUCGGCCGACGAUGAGGAACAGGUUGAUGUCGACUCGGCGAGCGAGCACGGCCACGAGCAAGAUGCUUACGAGUCGGCCCUGCAACCCUUCGUUGACAUGCCAAGCUCGGUCCUCGAGGCAUACAUGCACGCCUCAUACUCGGCAGUCCCGUCACUGACGCCUCAAGGGGAGCCGUCACCCAUAAUGGUGCCGGGUCUCACCUUCGACACGGCCGCCCACGCCGCCCACAUCGAAACGGCCACCCAUCAGGCAGCAUACCAGCAGCCUCCCGUGCUCGUGUCAGGUUCGCAUGUUCACUCGACCGGCGGCGGCGGCACCAUACCCAUUAUGGACGCCAUAGGCAACACCAACUUUCUGGCGCCCGGCAACAUGAGCCUGCAGAGCCUCGUGUUCUCGUGGGUGGGUCAACCCAGGCAUGCUUUGAGGAGCUUGUACGGCGAGGAUACGAGCCGCCCGUGCUUCAACAGCGCCAGUGCCCAGCUCCUUGAUUCCAACAAGCCCUUCCGUGUCGAGUACGGCCAUCUCGAGGGUGACCGCUGCGACCUGCAGGGUAUCGACUGGGAAGCCAUGGGCGUCUCGAGACAGUCGGCCCGCGAUCGCCGGCUCAUGACGUACCGCAACUUUGUUCACGAGCGAGGCUCGGACAAGUGGAGGCCCGAAUACCCCGAUGUCCACCUGCCUAGCACAGACGACUUCUUUCGAUUUAAGCGCAUGGACAUAAGGAAAAACGGGUACCUUGCACACUUCCAGCUCCGAAACCUGGUCGCUUGCACGGCGCCCAACCAAAUCUUUUACACCGGCCAGGCCGCGGUGCACAGCUUUGACCCACGAUCCAAGAGCAACGAGACGGCGCUGAAAAGCACCGAGAACCCGGACUGUCCCCUCUCGACCAUGGACGCGGCCCACAACGUCUUGGUCGCUGGCAACUUUGUUGGCGAGUACAUGGUGCGCCGACUCGGCCACGACACUUAUGACCAGCCGUCACAGUUCGAAGGCACCUUGACGUCAAGCUCCUCGGCCAUCACCAACCAUGUGCAGCUGUAUAUGCCACGGCGGUCGUCAGCACCACAAGCCUGCUUCGCGUCAAACGACGCGGGCCUGCGCAUCCUGGAUAUUGCCACCAACACCGUCCUGUCCGAGACCAUGUUCGACUUCCCCAUCAACUGUACUGCCGUGUCCCCUGACGGCCAGCUACGCGUCAUGGUCGGCGACCAAAAGGAAGUGCUAGUGGUGCCAGCAGACGGGAGCCGCAUCAACGUCGUAGGCUCAGCGUUUGGCGGUGCCGACGCAAAGGCGCAGGCUGAGCGACAGCUCCCUGGCCACCGAGACCACGGUUUCGCUUGCGCCUGGGCUGACGACGGCCACACCAUCGCGACGGGGUUCCAGGACCAAGUCGUCAAAAUCUGGGACGCGCGCAACUGGCACGCGCCCGUGGCCACGAUCCGCACCCACAUGGCCGGCGCGAGGUCGCUCCGCUUCUCGCCCGUCGGGUCCGGACGCCGCGUGCUGGUGGCGGCCGAGGAGGCCGACUACAUCAACAUCAUCGACGCCUGCACGUUCCGGUCCAAGCAGACCAUCGACUUCUUUGGCGAGAUUGGCGGCGUGGCCUUCGAGCCAACCGAGGGCCGCGACCUCUACGCCUUUGUGACGGACCCCGCGAGGGGCGGCAUCAUGCAGCUCGAGAGGUGCAGCGGCAUCGGCGCCCUCUCCAACGAGAUGAUGCAGUACCGUCCGCAGCGGCAGCGUCCCGGCGGUGGCAGCCAGGACAGCUACGGCGCAGAGAAACAUGCGUAUCGCGGCGGCGGUUUUAGCGACGCGAGGUGGCGGCCGCCAGCCCAGGUUCCAUCACAGUGGCAGCAGCAGCAGCAGCAGCAGCAGCAGCAACACCGCUGGCAGCCGCAGCAGAAGGUGGCAUGCAGCCAGAGGCGCGCCUGGGAUUCACCACCCGCCACAUCGUCGUCCGACUGGCCCCAGGGCUCCAUGUCGGCUGCUACACGAAAGAACCGCCGCGCACAGGCCAGACGACGCCAUCGUGAGGCAGUUCUCGACUGCUUCGAUGGCCUAUGA